AUCAACGAAUGAAACGAUCAAUUGGUGGUCUGGCAGCACGAGUUAAUUACCAAGUUUGUCUGGUGCGAGCUCCACACGGAUUUUUUUGGUAUGGUGGUGGUGGCAGCAUAGUUUCAAAUUACUAUGUUCUCACUGCAGCCCACUGUGUUGAUGAACCUCCAACAUCAUACUUAUCAAUUCGAGCAGGAUCAUUAUAUUGUUUUAGUGGUGGUAGUCUGCACACGCCAAAGCAAAUUAUAAAACACCCUGGUUACAGGGGACCCGGUACAGGUUUACUCGUGCAUGACAUUGCCUUGAUUCAAGUCAUUGAACCAUUAUCAGGUCCAAAUAUUGCAGUCAUUCCUCUUUCCGGAGGAGAAACGCCACCAAACACUUUUGGUACAGUCAGUGGUUGGGGAAAAGUCUAUGGUAGUCCUUAUUCUAAUAUGUUGCCGGAAAUUUUACAAGCUUCAACCGUACCUAUUUAUAGCAAGGAGACAUGUAGAAUGUAUAGGACAAGUAACCCUUUUGAGGAUCAAAUUUGUGCUGGAACACUGACAGCAACUGCUUGUCAUGGUGAUUCUGGCGGUCCUUUGGUUUAUAAUGGAGCUCAAGUUGGAAUCGUGUCUUAUGGCCCUGUAGCAUGUGGAAUAAUUCCAACUUUUUUCACUGAAGUUUCGCAGUACAUAUCUUGGAUACAAACCUAUGCUGUAUAACAAUGAAAGAAAAGUAACAAGAAGAUUUUAUGAGUGAAACUGCAAAAAUAUUAUGAGCUAAUAUGU
Messenger RNA from Belonocnema kinseyi, 761 nucleotides. Its product is annotated as chymotrypsin-2-like. Gene Ontology annotation, biological process: proteolysis. NCBI's taxonomy places the organism in Eukaryota, Metazoa, Arthropoda, Insecta, Hymenoptera, Cynipidae. Bases 9 to 695 code for a protein of 228 amino acids. The record is from RefSeq and is a predicted model, not a curated record. The transcript has a single exon. Gene Ontology annotation, molecular function: serine-type endopeptidase activity.